Messenger RNA from Geodia barretti, 792 nucleotides. NCBI's taxonomy places the organism in Eukaryota, Metazoa, Porifera, Demospongiae, Tetractinellida, Geodiidae. The record is from the annotation of a GenBank genome assembly.
AUGGGGUCAUUCAUCCGCACCAUAAAUACCCAAUUGAGGCCGGUGGGUUCACAGCAUGGCCGACUGGACAAUGCAAGCGCCAGCCAUGACUCUGACUCUCAGGAGACCACGCAGUUAACACAGACAGAGACACACAUCAUGCACAUUGACCUACAAGCAAAAAAGAUUGUUUAGGUAUUCUAAUGAAAGUAUGAAAUGCUAUGAUUCCAACCCAGGCCCCCCACUUGUCUGAAAUUUGUUUGGGACUUGACUUGUAUGUGGGUGUGUUUGUGUUAGAACAGUACACGGGAGGGCUCACCACUGUACUGUAUAUACAACCUGUGUCCUCUCCUCUGCUACAGGGACAGUGACGGACCAUCAACGCAGUCUGUACAUUGCUAUUGAACAAAUCAAUACUGAGAUUGCCUUUGUACCGCACAAGGUGACUUCCAACUUUUCUUCGCUCUCCAGUUUUUCAGCCUUGGACUUGCGCUUAGCAGCACACGUAGAUGAUGCCCAUCGGCAGGUGGGAAUCCGGGUUAAGGACCUCUUCACAGUUGAAGCUGUAGAUGCGGGCACUUCUGAGUUGGAGUUCAUCGCCCACAGUAGGAGGAAGAUCUGGCCACCCUUCAAUCCGUCCAACACCAAACGCAUGGAAACAGACAUAAUGGUCACGCUAUGCAGAGAAAUUUUUGUGCCGCUAUGUCGUGAAGUCCUCCUGGAAAGCAGGUACACCACUCGGAUUUCCCAGAUACCUGAGCUACAGGUUGGUGACCUUGGCCUGGGGUCUGUGGAUACUUGGCAUGGAACCCC